AUCUGGGCUCUCGGUGUUUUAAGUUUUUUUUGGCUCUGGCUUGAUGAAGUGAGUGAGAAAAUGCCAACGAAUGUUUUAUAAUUUAAUGCCUAGAACGCAAGCCAUCGCUUUUUUUAUUUUUGAAAAUUGGACGGGUGUUCCAAAACGACACACACUCCGUUGCAGACAGUGUGUAUGGGCCAGGUUUAUUCUUUUUUACGAGUCUAGCUCUCCGAAUCUUUAAAUGUGGUGAAACAUUGAAAACACCGACGAUGCUUUUACAAAAAAAUUUUUUGCCCUUACUAACGAGCAAUUACUGACAUGUCAAAUGCACGUCACAUUCCUUAUAAUACGAGAGACUUUGAUAGCAGUUUUCCUAAAAAGAACUUCCCGCCACCAUUUUUUAUCUCCUCCUUUCAAACCCACCCUUUCUCUUCCUUUUACGCCAGUUUAGGCUUACUUUAUAUUCUGGAAACUGUCGAUAUUCAACUUUACGUUGAAAAUUUUUCAAAGCUUUUGUCAAUCGCCGAGGCCAACUUUCAACCUCCCAGCCAGCGUCAACCUUUAUAUAACCAAAAAAUCGAUAUCUCUGACAUGUCUAGCGGUACCCUCUCGUACGCCGCUGCCAACAGCACAAACUGUCCGCCACAGGCACUGCCACCUGCAUCGGAUGUAACAUUAUCGGCAACGUCAUCCCCACAGCAAAACAUGGGCGACAUGGCCAUGGCAGCAGCCACUGCACCCGGUGAUGUGCAUUUGAGUGAAUUCACGUCGUGUCCGGAGAGCAAUGGCACUAUUUCCGGCGACGCCCAGUAUACCGAAGGUCUUGGGAUCACAUCAUCAUCCCCGGAUAUACCCCAGUUGGACGAGUCUGAUCAGGUUGUCGCUGAAACCAAAAACAUGCUGGUGUCGUCCUUGCUGCUAAAGCCGUAUUCCUCCGCUGCUUCCAAACUCGCAAAUGCAGAUGAUGCUGUUGCCUCGAUGUCAACCCCACAGAGCUUACAAGACAGCGGCAACUCAAGCAUUUCGCCCUUAGAUAUGCUCAUUGCCGCCCUCGAUCCACAAAAGUCCAGCCAGAUCCCGUUGAGCAAUAAGCCCCCUGCGUCUAUUCUCGGCCAAUGCCCGUCAGCUAUAACCUGCGAUUCUGCAGACGGCGCGGGCAAUGGAGCAGGAUGGGUGUGGCAGACUGUUCGGCCAUGGGGUCUACGCUUACAGACAAUCUUUGGGAUUCUGCAGCAGCUGCAGCAUCAGCAGCGGCAGACAGCGCUCAGAACCAAUAUCCCAAUAUUCUCUGGAAACCAGAGGCCACAGCAGUCUCAAAUGCUUCGCCCAACAUGGCCACACACCCUUCAAAUGCCGUAAUGAAUUUAUUGUGCAGCAGCGAGGGCAGUGGCAAC
Molecule: messenger RNA, 1376 nt
Organism: Kickxella alabastrina
Lineage: Eukaryota; Fungi; Kickxellomycota; Kickxellomycetes; Kickxellales; Kickxellaceae
Exons: 2
Coding region: 301-1341 (346 amino acids)
Source: RefSeq, a predicted model, not a curated record